Molecule: messenger RNA, 1761 nt
Organism: Amphibalanus amphitrite
Lineage: Eukaryota; Metazoa; Arthropoda; Thecostraca; Balanomorpha; Balanidae
Exons: 3
Coding region: 719-1675 (318 amino acids)
Source: RefSeq, a predicted model, not a curated record
UGACUAGCCAACCACGAAAUCAAACUGAACAGUCUGAGAAAACGACGAUAAAAUUACGACAUUUGAAUUUUUGUUCAAACACCACUGCGCGAGCAACUUACUAUUGACCGUUGACAUGGCAACCGCUUCUCACCUUCAGAAAGGUCAGUAACCUGACACUGAAAGGUCAGUAACCUGAUGCCGGGCAAUAGCAAAAAAUAUAUCAUGCCAAAUUAACACAGGAGCCAUGUAAUAAUUCUGAUUUCGGCCCAAGUAGGUACAACCUUUUCACCGAAGCCUCAGUGGGGGAUCCCAGUUUAAAAAAGCAUUGUUUGAGUCUUCUUGUUGACCACAAUGAUACCUGGAUAUGAAAAUAGGCCGACGGCUCGUUGGUGACUCAGCCAGGGCCAAAAUUGAGGCGGGGCGUCGGAGCAUGUAAGUACCGGAACCGAGGCGCGGGGCGCCGUGCUGGUCAGGUCGAUAUGCUGUCGAGCGGCCAAGUUGCCAAGCAGGGUUACACAGUCAACAGAAAAUGGCAGUGGACUACGACGGCAGUGGGCAACGCGGACAGAAUAGCAGGCCACGCGGACAGGGCAGCAGACCACGCAGACAGGACAGCGGGUCACGGCAGGCGGGGACCGGACAGGACAGCGGGCCGAGCGGACAGGACAGCGGGCCGAGCGGACAGGACAGCUUCCGGCCAGCGCAGCGGGCCACCGCCAGGUGAUCGCGUGUAGCGAUGCUCCUGCGGGCCGGUCGCCGCACGGUUCUCCUCAAAGUGCUGGGGGCCCUCUGCGCCGUCACCUUGGUCAUCAGCAUCGCGUCGCUCCUCCAGUAUGAGAACGUGUUUAGUCGUGGUUACGACUACGACGAGCUACCUGAAGCUCCAGCGUUCUCUCUGAACCUGUACCGUCAGUUUUUCGACUAUCUGGAGACGCCGCUGGCCGCGUGCCGGCAGCUGGGUCGGUUCAGCCGCCGUACCAGCUGGGAGGAGCCGGCGCUCUGUCUCUCUGAGCCUGUCGAUAUGUGGCGCGUCACAGACUGUCUCGUCUACAGCGUCAGGCACACGAACGACAGCGAUGAUGACGCCUUCGAGCAAGGCGUGGCUGAGGAGCUGGGCUGCGAGGUGCACUUGAUUGACCUGACGGGUCGGCGCGGUCCCACCAGCCACGUGCAGCUGGGUGACGGUUCGGUGACCUACCACCGGCUGUCGUCCGGCCGCCAGUACGUGCGACUCCCCGAGCUGGUGACGCGUCUGGGGCACACCGAGAGGCUCAUACACCACCUGCGAGUGACGGCCGACUUCUCGGCGCACGCCGCCUCCCGGCUGCCGGCCGCCCUGCGCUCCCUCACGGACUCGGACCCGGACGAGCUGGAGCUGCUGGCCGGCCAGGUGAUGCAGCUACAGCUAGUGCUGACGCUGCGGCCGGCCGCGCUGAGCCAGCCCGCGCUGGAGGCGUACCGCCGCGCCUGGCAGCUGCUCGCAGACCUGCACCGACGCGGCUUCAGCGUGCUAGAGAGCCGCAACUCCGGCCGGGUGGUGUGGCUGCCAGGUCUGGGCAGACAGGUGGCCGCCAGCUAUAACCUGCUGCUGGCCAAACAUAUGCCGCUGGCUGCGCGGCGCUCGGCGAUGCUCAACCGGAGCGCUAAUGAGUCGGCUCGGUCUCCGCAACAGGUGCACAUGUUCGCUCCGUGACCGCCCCCCGGCGGCCGAUCAGCUGCACUUCGCGACACUCAGUUGUGUUUGGUGUCAUUCUGUAAUAUAACUAUUGCCUCCUCCAU